AUGAAUGAUAUCUGUAAAUUCGACUCAGAACCUUCAUUUUUACAUUCUCCGAAGUUUCUAAAAUAUUCUCUUCAUAUUAUAGGAUGCCUUUCAAUUCCUAUUCAUAUUCUUGGUUUCUAUUGUGUAUUUUUCAAAACUCCGGCGAAAGUUCGAAGUGUGAAACAAACUAUGUUUAUCACUUCGUUUUGGUAAACAAAAUUCAAGAAAUGUGAAAAAUCCGUAUCUUUCAGGGCUUGUGUUCUAGAUAUGAAUGUCUCUUUUUUCACAAUAUUCCUUGUCUUGGCUCCAUCAGCUUCAGCUUCAUCUUUAGGAUUUCUAACAGAUUUUGGUGUUUCUGUCCAGUAUCAAACAUAUAUCACUGCUUAUAUUCUAAUAGGUGUUUAUCUUCUGAUCUUCGUCAAGAAAACCAAAGAUUUAUUUAUAAAUUUCAGCUGUUUGUUGUUCAGUGAUUUGUCUUAUUCAGAAUCGGUUUAUCCAAUUAACAAAUAUUCGAAUUAACCGGAUUCUAGCUCAGUUGCUCAUUUAUCUAUUUAACUUUACAUUUUCCACAUUAUUUUUCAUAGCAAUUCACAAACAAAUACCUAAAGAUCAACUGAGAGCCCGUGAAAUAGUUCUAGAAAAUCUGCCAUGUCUUCACCAUUGUAUUUAUAAUCUUCCCAUUUUCGUUAUCACAUUGAAUACGAGUAAUUUCAUCGUUUUGUUUGGAAUUCCUAUAACUCUUACUGGUUUGCAAUGCGCAUUCUUCAUUUCCAUCACCUAUUUUUAUUUGUUCACUAAAAAUGGGACGAAUUCAGAUGUACAAACGAGAAAUUUACAGAAGAAAUUUUUCACGAAUAUUUGUAUUCAAGUUGGAAUUCCGUUUUUAUCCGUAACCAUUCCUGCGUUGUAUAUUGGAUAUAGUUUUCUGACAGAAUAUCACAAUCAAGGUUAGAAUUUUAGUAAACAAUGGGGAUUCUAUUGUAGUUCUUUUUUCUACGUCAUAGCUCAUGUUCAGAGUUGAGCAGUGGAUAAUUUGAUCCUGAGAGAAAGAUUAGCUUUUACUUGAAAUCAAAAACCAAUCAUUUUGUCCUAAUCUCGUAAUAAAAUUGUAAGGAAAAGUUGGUUUCCCUCGAUUUGAAAUUUUGCCACGUCAUAACUCAGAAUUCUAAAUUUUCAGCGCUCAACAAUUUUUUCAUUAUGUUAUUCGACUCUCACGGUUUAUGUCUCAAUAUAUCAAUGAUUUUGACACAUCAAUCAUAUCGAGAAACAAUACAAUUUUGGAAAUGGAAGAAGCCAAAAAACGAUAGUAUAAAUAUAACAAUUAUUCGGAAUAAUCCGAUAUAA
Caenorhabditis angaria is the source of this 1323-nucleotide messenger RNA. The record is from the annotation of a GenBank genome assembly. NCBI's taxonomy places the organism in Eukaryota, Metazoa, Nematoda, Chromadorea, Rhabditida, Rhabditidae.